AUGGCCAACCUCAAGCAAUUCUUUACUAUUCUCCUUGCAAGCACCGCCAGCGCCGCCCAACUCCCUCGAGACGCAGCCAAGUCGACUCCCGCAGGCCCCUGCCCGCCGGCCAGCGACGGCACGUGCAAGCUGGUGCUCGAGCUCUCGGACCAGGACGACGGCACGCGGCGGGCCAGCCUGUACAGCGAGGAAUGCGACCUGAUCGGCUCCGUCGACCACCUGGUCUGGGACCAGGUGGCCGUGAUGAGCGUCGCCGCCGGGCAGGCCGAGUGGUCGCUCAAGAUCCUGCCCAAGUACUUCAAGCUGGGCCGGGCCGAGCCGCAGGACCACACCGAGUUCUGGUGGGGCCACGGCCGUGCCGCGCCCGACUGGGAGCUGUGGUCGUACGACACCGAGGACGCCUGGGUCAGCUAUGUCAACUUCAAUUGCUGGGAGACAGAUGGCGAGAUUGGCACUAGCGGCGCUCUGCGAACCACCGGAGUGCAGCGGGCUCUUCUUGCGGGCUUCUUGGGGGUUGCUUCCAAGUCCAACAUGUCCAACACCAACAGCAAAGACGCUGACGUGGCCUCUCUCGCAGGCUCAGAAGCUCCACUGCUUAAAGACAACACGACAACAGAGGCCAAGAAGCGGCCAACCCUGUUCGGCCGCAAGUCGUCGUCCAAGACAGCGCAAGCCGCGCCGUCGUCGUCUACGAUAACGACAACGACGACGACGACAACCACCGACACCAUCAGCAGUCUGUUUGACAAAUACCCCAACAUGACCUCCAAGACGAGCUUCCCCUAACCGCUUAUUCCUUGGUGCACGCUCUACGUAGAACCCGAUCCUCCGUACUACUGGUUCAUGUACUACUUUUAAGGGAGCUACGCGUCCAGUGUAAGUUGGGGGAGGGCGGGCUGUUUGAAGAGGUGCAGUUGGAUUCAAUGUCUAGACUCAGGGGUGGUAGUUACUGGCAGUGAUACCUCAGGAGGGAGGAUGUCUGCGAGCGUGGUCCAUCUGGGCUAAUUGAGCUGAAGGUUCAAGACUGGCAAAUAAUAAGUGGAAGGGGGGGUUAUCAUGGCCGUCAUUCCCCCUUGCCUAACCAUUGCUAGCUGACGGGGCUUUUUGUCGUAACCAUUCGCGGCAUCUACGUAAGGUAGCUAGUUCCACCUACUAGGGAGAAACUCGUCUUGUGUUUUUAAAGAUG
This is a messenger RNA of Lasiosphaeria miniovina, 1186 nucleotides long. RefSeq lists its product as uncharacterized. Bases 1 to 786 code for a protein of 261 amino acids. The transcript has 2 exons. The record is from RefSeq and is a predicted model, not a curated record. NCBI's taxonomy places the organism in Eukaryota, Fungi, Ascomycota, Sordariomycetes, Sordariales, Lasiosphaeriaceae.